AACAAAUCUGUGUUUCAAAUUUACAACUGUUACCGCGUGACAGUUGUAAAUUUGAAACACAGCUUACCCUUUAAGCCCACAACUUCUAGAAUUCUUCGUGCGGAAAAUUCCUAUUUCUUCCUUUGAGAGGCGUUGGUGUUAGAAGCCAAUCCGAUAAAUUAUGGCAGACGACCAAAUGCCUUACUAAGUUGUAGACUCAUUUCAGACUCCGUGAUAAUCUUUUCUGUCUCCUUUUGCUACUUCGUACUUCUGUUCUUGUUCAAUUAUUUAGAGAGGUGCAGAUUUGCCUUUUGCCGUUGAAAGUGAUGUUUUGAUGGUGACUGGUCAUUGCUCGAAGACUAGGCUUUAUACGAGAAAAGCUUCAUCAGAACGUUCCAGUUAUCGUGCACUUGUAUUUCGCUGGUUCUGAAAAGAAACACUCUUUUUGGGACCUCUACACUUGCUGAUGGACAGCUGCUCCCUUUGCUCUCUGGAAAUGCCGGGAAGAUGUAUGACUGAUCUUGGCUUCCAGUGCUCUAGUUGCCUUCGUCAGGUUCAUUUGGGUUGCCUAAACAAGCACAACAAUUCGUGGGGUGUCACCUCUUCGUUUAUGUGUCCUGAUUGCUCCGGAACUCUGAUCUUGAAUACGCGGCAAAGUUUGGAUGUUCAUCAAGUUGAAGUCAAUUAUCAGGGGGACACUGUGGGAGAUUUUCUUUCAUAUGCUCUUUCAAUCGAGGAACCCAACGAGGAGUUUAAUGGAAGGGGUGAGUAUGUAGAUUUUGACGAAUGCAGGAGCGUUUGUGGACAUACGAAUGGAGAUUAUGGAGAAGAUCUGAAGAACAUUACCAAAGACUUCGAGAAGACGGCAGAGCUCAUGAAUGAUCUUUUACCAGGAGAUCUCAGCUGGGAUCAUUGUAGCAAGUUCAACCUCACUACCGAUCCUGGUGCUCGAAACCAAAUCUACAAUAAUCCAGGAGAUUGUGAUACGCUCUCAUCAUUCUCCGAAAGAAAUUACCAUCUCAAUGAGAUAUCUGCAGAACUGAACUAUGAUGGAUUGGCAUCGUUCGAAACUACUACUUGUGGCACAUUCGACGAUAUAUUUCAUCAUGACGAGAGAACGAUCUUACAACAAGGUACCUGCAAGACUGCCUCGAGUUUGGAAGAAUGAAGGUCAUAUGCAAGUACAAGAUGCGGAGCACACAUUUGGAGACACUAGAACGGCGGGCUUGUGUGGCUCGCAGAACAGCUGAUGCAGCUAGAAAAGUUGCCAACCAAAAAGCUGUCGUAGCUGCACAGGCUGCCAUCAAAGCAAGAGCUGCAUUGCAAUGUGCUGCAGUUUAUGCUGAGCUUGAGAAUAAAAGCAAGAGGAAGAUCAAAUCCAAGAAAAAAUCCACCACAGGUUAACGUAGUGGUUACUGGGAGAACAAUAUUUUGGUUAGUAUUUGGUUCUCAAAUCACACCAAGCAUAUUUUAUCACGGCCAUUUAGAUCAUCCACUCAUCGCGUAGGGAGAAGACUAUCAAAUGAAUAAUGAUCAGUUUGUGUCAGGUGUGUACACAGAAUAUCUGACCGAGUCUAAAAUGCAGAAGUUGUUACAGUUUGUCAAUGCAAUCAGAAGCUGUAAGUUACCAUCCGGUUAUUUGCUACUUGUGCUCACAAUGAUGUGAAUUUAUAUUGCUCAAGG
This is a messenger RNA of Marchantia polymorpha subsp. ruderalis, 1662 nucleotides long. The record is from the annotation of a GenBank genome assembly. Lineage: Eukaryota; Viridiplantae; Streptophyta; Marchantiopsida; Marchantiales; Marchantiaceae.